CAAAAUAAAAAGGAACAAACAUAGAGAAAGAAAGGUUUUAGAAAUAAGGAUGGCUUCCAUUGCCAUUUCUGCUUCACUGCAAACACUAAGCACCUCAAAUAAUCUCGUUAUAAUAAGAAAACAUCCCCAAUCCAUUGUUGUUCGAUCUUUGGGGACAAAACAGGCAACCCAUGUUGUAAAUUUGGACGUUGAAAGCCAAACAAAUUUCAAAACAGCUGAGCAAGAUAAGUCUGCCAUAGAAAUUGAUAGACAUGAUGAAGCUGCAGAGAAUAGAUCUAAGCCGAAUUCAGAGAUAGAAUUGUCUGGUGCGAAAUUCACGGACGAGCGGUGGAAGAAGGGUACAUGGGAUCUAAAUAUGUUCGUUAAGAAUGGAAAGAUAGACUGGGAUAGUGUCAUUGUUGCAGGUCGAGCUGCAAUGGUGGGGUUUUUCAUGGCGUAUAUUAUAGAUGCUUUGACAGGGCUUGAUGUUGUUGGACAGAGUGGUAAUUUCAUAUGCAAAGCAGGGCUGUUUGUGACUGUCACUGGUAUAAUUCUGUUUAAGAAAACCCAAGAUUUUGAUAACCUUAAAAAGCUAGCAGAUGAAGCUACUUUGUAUUAUAAACAAUGGCAAUCUUCAUGGCAGGAUCAAGAUUCAGGUACUGGCCGCUCAAACCAAACAGGACACAAAAUUUAGUUGAUCUUCCAUGUAUUAUGAUGCGGUGAAUUGGGCUGAC
Messenger RNA from Ziziphus jujuba (common jujube), 713 nucleotides. Its product is annotated as light-harvesting complex-like protein 3 isotype 1, chloroplastic. NCBI's taxonomy places the organism in Eukaryota, Viridiplantae, Streptophyta, Magnoliopsida, Rosales, Rhamnaceae. The record is from RefSeq and is a predicted model, not a curated record. Bases 50 to 673 code for a protein of 207 amino acids. The transcript is spliced from 2 exons.